Molecule: messenger RNA, 1558 nt
Organism: Puma concolor (puma)
Lineage: Eukaryota; Metazoa; Chordata; Mammalia; Carnivora; Felidae
Source: RefSeq, a predicted model, not a curated record
CUAUUAGCUGGGUGGUGCGAUGGGCCAUCCUUUUCUUUCGAGAGGACGUGGAGAUAAUAGCUGUUUAUGUUAGCAUUCGUUCGGAGAAGCCACAUCAUGUUUGCCGAGUUGUUGGAAAUCUGAAGCAAGUAAUAAGUGAUGAAUAAUUUGGAGAGGAGCUUGGAGAAUACAUAACAGGAAUGAAUUCUCUGAACCCUAUAAUGGCAUCUGAUUCAGCUGUGGAAAUUGAAAAUCACAGUGAUAAUUCUUCAUCUGGUAGCAGCUUAUUUAAAACUCAGUGUGUCCCUUCCUCACCUAAACCGAGGCAAAGAAACCCUAUCAGAAAAUUUGUUUAUUCACCUGAAAGUGUUCAAGCAAAGGAUUCCUCUAGUGACUCAUCUUUAGAACCAAGACCAUUGACUUUAAAAGCUAUUUUUGAAAGAUUCAAAAAAAAGAAACGUAAAAAGAGGAAAUACAAGCCAACAGGAAGACCAAGGGGAAGACCAAAAGGAAGAAAAAAUACUAGACGCUCCCAAAUAAAUAGGAAACAAGUUAGAGACAAAGGAUCUGGGUUCCCAUUUUUAGAAUCAGAGAAUGAAAGAAAACCACUACCUUGGAGGAAGAUUUUAACCUUUGAGCAAGCAGUGGCAAGAGGAUUUUUCAACUACCUUGAAAAGCUGAAGUAUGAAUACUACCUCAAGGAAUCCUUGAAACAAAUGAAUGUUGGUGAAGAUUUAGAAAAAGAAGAUUUUGACAGUCGUAGAUAUAAAUACUUGGAUGAUGAUGGAUCUCUCUCUCCUAUUGAGUCAGAAGCAGAGGAUGAUCUUGCAACAAAUCUUGAACAUGAUGACGAAUGUGAUAUCAAAUUGGUGGACCAUAAUUAUUUCAUAGUAAGUUCUGAAGUACCAAAGAAGAAGAAUGUGUAUUUAGAACAAGAGGAAUAUACUGAAGAAGCAGCUGUGUCUAAAAGGAGAACAUCAAGGUCCAAAAACAUUGGACAGAGGAUAGAAUGGUCUGAAAAGGAGAUAGGAAUAUGAAUGUUAAGGUAAUCAGCACAGAGAAAAACAGCUUUUCGUAGAAAAUAAAGAUGAUAAAUGCAAAUAUAUAUGUCAGUGAUAAAAAUGAAUCUAAGGAGAAAAUAAAAAGAACCUGAACAAAUUAGUGAAACUCUGAAUUAUCAGGAAAAGCAUUUUAAAGCUGUGGAAUUGUUUACAUGUAGAAAAGAAUUAAGGCUUGCAUAGCAGAAAUAAUCAUGUGAUAAAUAAUAAACAGGAUCCUACUGUUUUUGUCCAUACUUUGUUUCAGAGCAAGAGCUUAAAGGUGUCAUUUUGAGCAAAGAAGUAUGGAGAUUAUCUCCUGAAAACCUUUAUUAUAAAUGUAAUCACUAAUGAUUGACAUCUCCUCGGGAUACCUGAAGCCGUUUUUAUCCCAGUUUUAUUCAAAGACCUGUAGUGUCAAACGUGUUAUUGUAAUAAGAACUCUCUAACUACCUAGACUGUGUCAACUACAAUUUUCUUCUCAUCACCACUGUAUAUUGCUGAUUAUGCCACUAAAUAACGCUGUAUUGAUUGCACUUGUG